Molecule: messenger RNA, 463 nt
Organism: Spirodela intermedia
Lineage: Eukaryota; Viridiplantae; Streptophyta; Magnoliopsida; Alismatales; Araceae
Source: the annotation of a GenBank genome assembly
AUGGGGAGGAAGAAGAAGACGGUCCGGGUGAUCGACUGGUGGGAGAAGGUGACGCUCCCCGUCAAACGGGCCUGGGUCUUCGUCACCUCCCGCGUCGAGGCUCGCCGGAAGUCCAGUGAGUCCUCCGUCCCCCUCCUCCGCGUUUGGGCCCCUUUCUUUGAGACAUCAUCCCGGGUUUUCUUCUUCCGCGGUCGGCGCCAUGAAAGCCUCCUCCUCUAACUCUCUCUGUAUCUCUCUCUCCCUCUUUUUAUGUGUUGCAGUGGCGGGGAUAAUGAAGCUCCACAACGACGUGCAGAUGUGCGGCUACGAGGACGUGCAGGUGAUGUGGGAGAUGCUGCGGUCGGAGAUGGAGCUCUCCGCUCACGCGGCCAGGCGCCGGCGGCCCUUCUGGAGGGUCAUCGUCUGGUCCGGCCCGGCGGUGCCGCCCGAUCGCCGGCGGCAACCCUCCCCUAUCCCUCACUGA